Messenger RNA from Trichomonas vaginalis G3, 1920 nucleotides. RefSeq names its product antigen BSP-related family. Lineage: Eukaryota; Parabasalia; Trichomonadida; Trichomonadidae. Bases 1 to 1920 code for a protein of 639 amino acids. The transcript has a single exon. The record is from RefSeq and is a predicted model, not a curated record.
AUGUCUGUGAUGGAUGGGAAAAUCGUUUCACCUCAAACACUAAAAACAAUAGAAUGUGAUGAACAAAAUGAAUUUUUCACAUCAGUUGAUGGAAUUUUGUAUUCAAAAAAUAAGAAAAUAUUGAUAUGUUUCCCAGGAAAUCAUUCAAAAUCAUUUACAACUCCUGAUUUUAUUGAGAAAAUAGGAAGUUAUUCUUUUGGAUACUCUUUAAUUGAAUCAAUUAUUUUCACUCCAAAUGUAAAAACACUCGAUACAUGUUCAUUUGCUUAUUCACAUUUAAAAUCAGUGAAUAUUCCAAACACUCUUCAGUUUAUAAGAUCUUGCGAGUUUAUUGAGUGUAAAUUUCUUACUGAAAUCGUUUUGGGAAAUGAUGUGAGAACAAUAACACCAGGAUGUUUUUAUGGAACAAAUAUAUCAAGUAUAAUAUUCCCAGAAGGGUUGUUAACAAUAGGCCAUACAGCUUUUGCAUAUUGUAAUAAUCUCAAAGCUGUAACAAUUCCGAGAUCAGUGAAUUCUCUUGGAGGCCAAUGUUUCCCUCCUCAGACUGUUAUCACAUUCGCAGAUGGAUCUCCUUUUUUCCAAGAUGAUCAAGGACUGAUAUAUAAUUCACGAACCACACUUAUUUUAUAUAUUAUUGAAAGUGAUUCAUACACAAUUCCAUCAUUCGUUGAAACAAUUCACAAUAAUGUUUUCAGUGGUAACAACAUAUUAAAAACAAUUAUUUUUGAAGCAGAACCAAAAAUUAAAGAAAUAAAAGAUUAUGCAUUUAGAGAUUGCAAAAAUCUUUCAAAUAUAAUCCUUCCAGUUUCUAUUUCAAAUAUUGGAAUAUUUGCAUUUUCUGGUUGCGAUUCUCUUAAAACAAUUAAAUUCGGAAAAAAAUUACAAAGAAUUAAUAAAAAUGCAUUUUUAGAUUGCUUUCAUCUUGAAACUAUUGAAUUUUCAGAAUGCGAAAGUGUAUCAAUUAAUGAAUUUGCAUUUGCUAACUGUAAUAAUCUCAAAAAUAUUAUUUUUUCAAAUAAUAUAACAACGAUUCAGAGUUCAUGUUUCUUGAAUUGUUUUUCGUUGAGAGAAAUUGUUUUCCCAUCAUCGUUAGAGAAUAUUGAUACAUAUGCAUUCAGUAACACAGGAAUCACGAACAUCACAUUCCCAAUUGACUCUAAACUUACAUCUAUUGGUAUGGGCUGUUUCAGCAAAUGUUAUAAUCUUUCACACAUCACACUUCCUCCAAAUGUCAAAGAGAUCGGCUCCAACUGCUUCGAGAACACGAACAUCACAACUUUCACAGUUCCAAAUCGCACAGAGUACAUGUCAGACUACGUCUUCAAAGGAUGCAAAAAUCUCGUCAAGUUCACAAUCCCACAAGACUGCUCUCUUCGAAACAUCGGCAACUUGUUCUUCGACGGAUGUUCAUCUCUUUCUGUCAUCGAAUGUCCACGAAGUGAAUACUUCUCAGUCGAUGUCGGUGCUCUUUACAACAAGUCGGAGACAGUCCUCUUCUGCUUCCCUCCAGCGUCAUAUAUCAAGUUCUUCAACCUCCCACAGACACUCCGAACUAUAUCAUCAGGCGCAUUCAUCGGAUGCAGAAAUCUGAUCAGCAUCUCUAUCCCAGACGACUCCGUUCGUACCAUCAAACAAUAUGCAUUCGCGAACUGCUCUUCACUGACAUCGAUCAACAUCCCUAAGUGCGUCGAAAACGUCGAGAGUUCUAUCUUCUUCGGAUGUGAUCAUCUUCGAUGUGGUGUCAUCAUCGAGAACAGGUCAAUCUCAUUCAUUCGAAAAAUCAUAUCAGAAUGUCUUCUUAACCCUAAAGCUAUAUACUCAUGUGACUUCCUUACAUGUCAAUGCAGAAUCAUCAACGCCGAAAUCACAAAAUCACUUCUCUAUGCAUUCACUAUUAUUCUAUACAUUGGAAUGUUAUAA